Papilio polytes (common Mormon) is the source of this 2094-nucleotide messenger RNA. It is a transcript of the gene MED14, whose product is annotated as mediator of RNA polymerase II transcription subunit 14. The record is from RefSeq and is a predicted model, not a curated record. Gene Ontology annotation, biological process: regulation of transcription by RNA polymerase II. NCBI's taxonomy places the organism in Eukaryota, Metazoa, Arthropoda, Insecta, Lepidoptera, Papilionidae. Gene Ontology annotation, cellular component: mediator complex; core mediator complex. The transcript has 12 exons. Gene Ontology annotation, molecular function: transcription coregulator activity. The annotation marks the transcript as partial.
GUUUUGGUUAGCUUUAAAAUUUUGUUUAUAAAUAAACGAAAAUGUUUUAUUUAGUUUACGAUUAAAGUUUAUAUUUUGUCAGAAGCUACUACAUCCAUCAUAAUGGUACCAGUAGCAAUCGAAGGUUGCACCCAGGGUGCUGAAGGCGGUGGGGCCCGCGGAGGUUCUAUUUCGCUGGCUCUUCUGAUUGAUUUUAUCGUACAAAGAACUUACGAUGAGCUCACAGUGUUGGCUGAAUUGUUGCCACGAAAAACCGACAUAGAACGUAAAAUAGAGAUUUAUAAAUUCAGUGCUCGUACAAGACAAUUGUUUGUACGGCUUCUUGCUCUAGUAAAAUGGGCAAGCAGUGCAACUAAAGUUGAUCGGUCAGCACAUAUUAUGGCAUUUUUAGACAAACAAGCACUAUUGUUUGUUGAGACUGCUGAUGUAUUAGCACGGGUGGCUCGUGAAACUCUAGUACAUGCUAGGCUUCCUACAUUUCAUAUGGCAGCAGCAGUAGAAGUUCUUACAUUAGGCACAUACAGCCGACUUCCAGCUGUAAUACGUGAGAGACUGGUGCCACCACCAUCUUUAACUCCUGCUGAAAGACGCUCCACAUUGCGUGCUUUAGCUCAUGUUGUCCGUCAACGUCUUACUACAGCCUCAUUACCAACUGAUGUUAGAAAUUUAAAGGUAGAAAAUGGUAGAGCAACAUUUUCUGUUGGUCAAGAGUUUAGUGUCUCCCUUACAGUAAUGGGUGAUGCACCUAACUUGCCUUGGCGCUUACUGGAUAUUGCUAUUUUAAUUCAAGAUUAUGAAACUGGAGAGGGUAAACCAUUGGUUCACACAUCGCAACUAGCUUGGUUGCGUGGGGUGGCACAGGCACGACUCGCUGCAGCUGGUUUGAGCGGCGCUCUCACUGCAUUGCGAUACUUCUGCCGCUCUCUGUCCCUGGAAUUACUCUAUACACAGACGUUGCGACUUUGUCGUGACCGCCUGGCAAAACAUUUACAAGUUGACAAGUAUAUACCCGGCCAGAAGCUACAAGUGUCAUAUUGGAGGGAGCUGGGUUGUGAGCUGGGGUAUCGUGUGAUAAUCGGUGCGGAGGGGGAGUCGUUGUGCGUGUGGCACGUGCCGGCGCUGGCGGGCGGCGAGCGCGUGGCGGCCGCGCUGACGCCUCACGCGCCCUCUAUGGAGCGCCUGCUCGCACACACCGUACAUGUGCGCUCGCGACAGCGCCUCAACGACCUCAAAGUACUGCUUAAUGAUUUAGGGGUGGAGUGCACAGUGAGCGGGUGGCCGUGCGUGCUGGCGUGCAGCGUGGUGUGGCCGUGCCUGCGCGCGGAGCAGCUGCUGGUGUCAGUGGGCGCGCACGGCGGGCGGCUGCGCGCGCGCGUGCCUGCCUACCCCGCCACGCCGCGCAUGCCCGACCUCGCCGCCGCGCUCGCCGCCGCCAACUUACCCCUCGUUAAAUUAUUGCUAACACAACUUAGGUUUUGGCUAGUGGCCCGUCGAUGUGAGAAAACGUUGCAACACUUGCCAGCCAGCGUUUGCGAACAUCUGCCGUUCCUUCACGGACCGGACCAUCCCUUGAACAAGCUGUCCACUGAUCGCCUCUACGUCACUUUACAUCGGCACACUGAUUAUCUAUUGAUAGUGGAAAUGAAGGAGGUGGCGGCGGGCAGCACGGCCACGACCAGCAACUGCACCAACAGUGGCAGCGCCUGCUCCGUGGCGCUCGUCUUCCACCUCGCGGGCGUGCGACGCUGCACGCCGGACGAGUGCGAGGAUGAAAGUGGUGCGACGAGUAGCGCCAAUGCGUCGCUCGCCUCGCGCGCCUUCCUCAAGCUGCACUCCGUGGUGGAGCUCGACACGUUCACUCUCACGCACGGACCAUUCACACCACUUGAUACUCCCGGCAUGCAGGCGGGCAAGCGCAAGCUGGCGGGGGGCAACUGCCGCGCGGUGCGCGUGCGCCAGCCUGCGUACUUCCUGCCCGAGCUGGCGCACGUCGUGGCCGCCGCAGACGAGCGCGUGCCAUUCGUCAACCUCGCACAAGAGCUGGCGAGCCGCGGCGUGACGCACGGCGGCGUGAUGCCGGAGUGGAGCGGCUCC